GUGGGUUUCUCUAUCAGGGGCUAUUUAACGGAGGCUGACUCAGGAUCAUUGCAGUCAGUCAUGGGUCAUCCAGGGAUUCAGAUGUGGGGGCGGACACUGUGUGUCUUCUUGAGCUGGAUGUGUGUGGGUCCAACAGUAGCAGGACCGCAGUACAUGGUAGCCAUUCCUGCAGUUCUUGAAGCUGGAGCUGAGACCAAAUUCUGUGCGAGUCUCCUGCAGCCCAACGAGACUCUGGUGAUGACCGUCACUCUGAUGUCGGAAGAGACGAAUACAACCCUCAUCCAGCAGACGUCCAGUGAAGACUUUCAUAUCUGCACUCAGUUCACGACUCCUUCAGUGGAAGAUGAUGUGGUGCAGGAGUUCCAGGUGGAAGUACGAGGCGACACAUUUUACUCAAAAGAAGUCAGGAAAGUCAUGAUCAAAAGCUAUCAACCAAUGAUGUUUAUCCAAACAGAUAAACCAAUCUACCUUCCUGGACAAACAGUGAAAUUCAGAGUCAUCUCACUGGACACCAAGAUGAGACCUGCCCAACAGAUGUAUAAUACCAUCGAAAUUGAGGAUGCUAACAGGAACAAGAUUGGACAGUGGCUUAAUGAAACAUCUGAUAGUAAAAUAUUGCAGCUUUCUUACGCCUUGAACCCCGAGGCUCGUGAAGGAUCCUACCAAGUUACUGUGUCAACUGGGUCUAAUAAAAUAUAUCACAGCUUCAAAGUGGAGAAAUAUGUUUUGCCUAAAUUUGAUGUUAAAUUAACUGCAUCUGACGAAGUAAGUAUCGAUCAGGAAGAAAUCAAAGCGGAAGUUUGUGCAACGUAUACAUAUGGACAGCCUGUGCCAGGCAGUGUUAACCUAGAGAUGUGCAGACAUUUUAAUAGCUACAUUGAAAGAAGCUUUGUAUACACCCCGGAAAAUCCAGAGGGAGUCCCUGAAAUAUCCGCCCCAUGCUACAAGGAAACAAAGAAGACGAACAAGAAAGGCUGUGCCAAUUUUAUCUUCUCAAUGUCAACUUUCACAAAAGUUGCACAAAAAGUGCUGCGAGAUCAGUUAAAACUCAGUGCCAAAGUGGAAGAGGAGGGCACAGGUAUUUCACACCAACAAGAGAAGGCUAUGGAUAUUUCAUAUGUUGUUGGAAAGCUGUCCUUCACUGACACACCCAAGAUUUAUGACCAAGGAUCCGUUGUGGAGGGAAAAGUUAAAGCAGUUUAUUACAACAAUACACCCAUUGCUGACAUGCCGGUGUAUCUUUUUGAGGGUGAAAGGUGGUCAGCACGUUGGUUGCAGAAUCUUACCACUGACAGCAAUGGUGUUGCCCCUUUCAAUUUCAGCACCGCUAACCUACAUGGGGACAUCCAUAUCCAGCUAAGCAACACACCAACAUUGGGUUACGCUCCUUAUAGAGUGGCACAUUACGAGACUGGAGAUCAAAUAGUUUCGUUGGCCCAAGUCUCUUCUCCUGAUACUAAAACUGUCAGCUUCCUGGAGAUGAAGAAGAAGGAUAAACCGCUUCCAUGUGACAAAGAAGAAGACAUCUUUAUCCAAUACACUGUGGUUGGAGAGGCCAAGGGCUCAGUGGAUAUGAUGUAUCUCGUCUUAUCGAGAGGUGCCAUUGUCAUGCAAGGACAUAACCGCAUUGAUGUGGAAGAUCAAUCAGUGAAUGAGGGCCAGAUGUCCUUUAAGCUGGCAGUGUCUCCAGACAUGGCUCCAGAUAUCCAGGUUAUAAUUUACGCCAUCCUCCCCAGUGAAACUGUGAUCGCCAACAGCGCCGACUUCUCCAUUGAGAAAUGCUUCAGUAACAAGGUGUCGCUGGAGUUCUCUCCAUCCUUGGCCGUCCCCGGAGAGCAGACCAUCCUGCAGGUGAAGGCCCUACCAGACUCUCUGUGUGGUAUCAGCGCUGUCGACCAGAGCGUCCUCAUCAAGGAGCCAUGGAAAACUCUGGAUGCAGACAAGAUAUUCAACUUGUUGCCUGUCAGAAAAGCAACAUAUGUUCCAUAUAAUGUUGAAGAUCGUGUAGAAUGCUUGCUCGUGAGACCCAGAAGAUACGCUAUGCCAUUUCCCGAUGGAAACCAGAGAGAUGAUGCUCAUACAGUUUUCCAGAAUGUAGGUAUGAAGAUGGCAACAAACCUGGUUAUUAGAGUGCCGACAUGUCUCAAGUACAGAGGAAGAGAAUACCACCAGGGCCAUGGCUAUGGUAUGCGUCAAGGUUAUGACGAUAGUCCUGUAGUAGCCAGUAUGGAAAGGCAAUUAGAUUCAGCGCCUGUUGCAAACAAUUCUCCUGAUGAUUCACCAAUUGAGACCGUUCGAACUUUCUUCCCUGAGACCUGGAUAUGGGACCUGUUGGAAGUUGGAAAGUCUGGAGCGAAGGAUGUGUCCGUCACAGUCCCAGACACCAUCACCACCUGGGAGACGGAGGCAUUCUGUUUGUCCUCUCAAGGUUUUGGCUUGGCUCCUCGUAAAGAGAUCACUGUCUUCCAGCCCUUCUUCCUCGAGCUCAGCCUGCCCUACUCCAUCAUCCGAGGGGAGCACUUUGAACUGAAGGCAACCGUCUUCAAUUACCUGACCAGCUGCAUCAUGGUUACUGUGGCUCCAACCCCCUCCUUAGAUUACACCCUUACCCCCCUCUCUGGUGACCAGUACACAUCCUGUUUGUGUGGUGGUGAGCGCAAGACCCUCAGCUGGACCAUGGCCCCCUCAGCUUUAGGGGUUAUGAAUGUGUCAGUGACUGCUGAGGCUGUGGCAUCCCAAGCUUCAUGUGACAAUGAGAUUGUGAGCGUGCCAGAAAGGGGUCGUAUCGACGUGGUCAAACGUUCUCUCAUAGUCAAGGCUGAAGGAACUGAGAUGUCCAAGACCUACAACUGGCUUCUCUGCCCAAAAGGAGAGGCUUUGAAAGAGGAAAUAGAAAUACAGCUGCCUGAGAACGUCAUUCUUGGAUCUGCCCGAGCUUCGCUAUCAGUCUUGGGUGACAUUCUGGGCAGGGCUCUAAACAACCUGGAUGGGCUGCUGCAGAUGCCGUAUGGAUGUGGUGAGCAGAACAUGGCGCUCUUGGCCCCCAACAUCUACAUCCUCCAGUACCUGAAAAACACUCAGCAGCUGACCCCAGCCAUCAAGGACAAGGCUACCAACUUCCUGACCAGUGGCUACCAGAGACAGCUGAACUACAAACAUGAUGAUGGUGCAUACAGCACAUUUGGAACAGGAACUGGGAACACUUGGCUGACUGCUUUUGUGGUGAGAUCAUUUGCCAAAGCACAGUCUUUUGUCUAUAUUGACCCAGCAAAGAUGGAAGAGUCUAAGAUUUGGCUCCAAUGGAAACAACGAGAAAAUGGCUGUUUUGAACAGUCAGGAAAGCUGUUUAACAACAGAAUGAAGGGUGGUGUGUCUGAUGAAGUGACUCUCAGUGCCUACAUCACUGCUGCCUUCUUGGAGAUGAAAACAUCUGUGGAAGAUCCUGUGGUGAACAAGAGCCUGUCUUGCCUCAAAGAGUCCAUCAGUGACCUCAGUAACACCUACACCACAGCUUUGCUGGCGUACGUCUUCACCCUGGCAGGCGACAUGGAGACCCGUGCUCACCUUCUCAAUCACCUAGACACUGUUGGAAUACAAAAUGGAGGUUUCCUUCACUGGUCUCAGACAGCAUCAGAAAAAUCAGCCUCUCUGUCUGUGGAGAUCAGCUCCUACGUGCUGCUGGCCAAACUCAGUGCCUCUCCCACUACUGAAGACUUGGGCUAUGCUGCUGGCAUCGUUAGAUGGCUGGCGGGCCAGCAGAACUAUUACGGAGGUUUCUCCUCCACACAGGACACAGUGGUGGCUCUUCAGGCUCUGGCUCUCUACUCCACUCUGGUGUUCAGUCCAGGAGGUUCAAGCACGGUGACAGUCCAGUCUCCCAGUGACACUCUGACAUUUGAUGUGAACCAGAACAACAAACUGCUCUACCAGGAGAAGCUGCUGCAGGACGUGACAGGAAAGUUCAGCCUGGAGGUGAAGGGCACUGCAUGUGCUGCAAUGCAGAUGUCUCAACACUAUAACAUCCCAACUCCUUCUGACGCAACAACCCUCAGUGUCAAUGUAAGACCAGAGUUCGACUGCGCCAUCAAAAACACCAAACUCACUCUGAAUCUUCAGUCCCGAUUUAGUGGAAAGGAGACCAGCACAAACAUGGUGAUACUGGAUAUCAAAAUGCUCUCUGGAUUUGUCCCAGACCAAGAAUCUUUGAAGAGGCUCAAAGGAGCCCUGCUGGUGGAUCGCGUUGAACAAAAGGAGGAUCAUGUUCUGGUGUACAUACGGGAGUUACCAAAAGACAUACCUAUCAACCACAGCUUGGAUCUCAGACUGGAGAUCCCAGUGCAGAACAUGAAGCCAGCCGUGGUCAAGAUCUAUGACUACUAUCAGCCAAGUGACCAUGCUGAGACAGAAUACACACACCCUUGUGUUUCAGCUUAAAGUGUGAAGUCUGAUCCUCGGGCCUUCAAGGAUUCCAGUACGAUAUACAAAUACUUUUUGUUAUCAAAGAUACAUUUUAUGUACUUUCACACCAGUUCACUUUGUUAAUUAGCUUAGUUUACUGCUGCAAUGUCUAACAGCUGUUAAACUACAGCACAUAUCUGAAAUGUGUGCUUUUUGGAAAAACUAUUAAUUAAAACAUUAAAACUGGUCUUCCACUGUUUCCUCCUUCUGCUUUACAUGUAUCAUAUCACAGUGUAGAAUUUGUGCAGGUCAGCUUGGUGUGGACAUUUGUAUACAACCCUAGGAGGAAGCUUUGGAUAACAUAACUCAGACUAUGCUGAGUUAUGUGACUGGUGACUAAUGAUUGUUGAAUAUAAAUAAAAACAAACUGAAUGCUAAAAGUGUA
Molecule: messenger RNA, 4843 nt
Organism: Gymnodraco acuticeps
Lineage: Eukaryota; Metazoa; Chordata; Actinopteri; Perciformes; Bathydraconidae
Product: alpha-2-macroglobulin-like
Exons: 36
Coding region: 61-4434 (1457 amino acids)
Cellular component (GO): extracellular region
Molecular function (GO): endopeptidase inhibitor activity
Source: RefSeq, a predicted model, not a curated record